UUCUAUUAACAAGCAUUCCUAAAUAUUUAAUGGGCCAAGCAAGAAUUGAACACACUACUUCCCGGCGCCUGAGAUAAAGUUGAGAACGUCUGAAUGCGGUUAUCGGACGGACGAUUAGAAAUUCCAGUUAACAGCUGUACGGCCGUAUAAAUAUGAACCGCAACUCUUCUAACGCUACAAUUGGCCAUGGCAGUACGAAAACAACGGUUGCGACAAGGACCCACAUUGGAUGUCGGUUUGGGUCUGGGUAUGGGUCUGUUGCUUCUCCUCUCUGCUGGCCAGGCUAAUGCCUAUAGCAGGGAGGAGCUGUUAACUUGGCUACAGAACAGCAACUUUGGCUACCAAGUGCUACAGCUGGCACAGAACUCCAGCUCCGCCUCGACAACCACAACUGCACCCUCAACUGCCAUCUCUAGCUCCGGCUCAACGAAAGUGGAUUCGAAUGAGGACCUUCAAUGUGCCACUGAAGUGGGACUGCUGCUCCAGGCGGCGGAUUUUCGAGCACUGCCCGCGCUGCGAGUUUUGGAUGCCUGGGGCAAGUUUCCACAUGGCCUGCUCUAUGGCCACUUCAGCGACAUGGGCAACUACGAGUCCUGUUUAAAGCCUGGCGAUGUAGCCAGUAUGGUCCCAUCCCCGACCAAGUACUGUCUGGCCAACAUCCAAUUCGAGAAUAUUUCCCCGGACUCCUUGGGCAAAAUUAGCGUCCAAAUUGGCGCCUGUAUUCCGGCCAAAUGCAGUGCCGCACAGCUAAAUAGCUGGAUAAAUGACUAUCUGCAGCUACUCUUCGAGAAUUCAAUGGAUCCAGAACCAGUGCUCGUCCAGGAGACUAAUUGCGCCCUGGCUGAUAGAGAGCCCAUGUCAGCUCUCGACUGGUUUGCUGUCGGUCUGCUCAUCUUUCUGGCAGUUCUCGUGCUUCUCGCCACCCUGCUUGACUACUUCAAAGGUCCCCAAAAGUUGUUGGGCUCAUUCUCGCUGCGCCAAAACGUGCGUCAACUGCUGCAAACAACGUCGAAUGCAACCCAAUUACCGCAUGUGAUACCCUGCCUUCAUGGCAUACGAUGUCUGACCAUUAUCUGGAUUAUCUAUGGUCACGAUUAUAUGUUCAUGCUGCUGGGGCCCACCCUGAACUCUUUCGAAGUGGUCGCCUGGGCCCAAUCACCCUACUCCAUGGUGCUUCAGAGUGGCUCCAUAUCCGUUGAUACAUUCUUUCUGCUCAGUGGAACGCUGCUCGUAAUGGCCACCUUACGCGAGCUGGAACGUGAAUCGGGUCGCCUCAAUGUGCCACUUAUGUAUCUGCAUCGCAUUAUGCGCUUGACACCCGUCUUGGCUAUUGCCGUGCUCCUCUUCAUGACACUCUUCAACCGCCUGGACAGCGGCCCCCUUUGGCAGCAGUUCACCGGCGCCUCACAGCUAUGCAGUGAUACCUGGUGGGCCACGCUCCUCUAUGUCCAGAAUUAUGCUGCAGCAGGCCGCAUGUGCCUGGGUCACUCGUGGUACUUGGCUGUGGACAUGCAACUGUUUCUCCUGUCGCCGCUGCUCCUGUGGCCCCUCUGGCGCUGGCGUCGACGCGCCGCUGCUGGCAUCGUCGUGCUAAUGGUGUUGCUCUUUGGUUGCCUCUUCAGCAUCAUCAUGCUCAAUAAGCUCGUCGUCUUCAAUCGCAAUGGUAAUCUUGGCGCUGACAGCCCCGAGAUGCGAAUGAUCUAUUAUACGACACACGCCCGUGCCACGCCCUGGCUAAUUGGACUGCUCUUUGGAUAUUUUCUGCAUAACGAGCGGGGCCGUCGGCGUCGUCUGUCUUGGUGGCUGACAUCGCUGUUAUGGCUCCUGAUGGUGCUGCUGCUGGCCACUGCCAUUUGGAGCGUAUAUCCGUAUACGGCAGCGGAUGCUCCGGAUAUAACGCCAUUGGCAGGCGCCUUCUAUAUAUGCUGCAUCCGCAUCGCGUGGCCGUUGGCACUGUGCUGGCUUAUUUGGGUCUGCCACAGUGGGCAGGGGGGCGUUAUCAAUGAGUUUCUUAGUUGGACCUUCUGGCAGCCCAUCUCUAAGAUCUCCUAUUGCCUCUACAUUUGGCAUCUACUUGUCGAGACGCUCAAUGUGGGUCGCAUCAAGACCAGUCAACACUUCUCCAACUAUGAUGUGAUCUUACAUUUCUGGUCGGACUUUGGCAUCACUCUGGGUGUCUCACUGAUCAUGUAUCUGUGCGUGGAGACGCCAAUUGUGCGCCUGGAGAUGCAGCUGUUGGGCUCGCGUAAACGCCCAAAGACAGCGCCUCUUGAGGGAGCCGUGAAUCCAACAGUGACGCCCACUGUAUCUUUGGCGGUUAUUGAGGUGUCUUCGAGUGUGUCUCAGCAGAAUCUAGUCGAGGCAUGAAUGCAAUUAUUAAAUAACUGUAUUGGGUACCUUACCUUACCUUGUGUACCUUAAAAUUAAAAUCUUAAUGUUGAGUUUAUUUAA
This is a messenger RNA of Drosophila grimshawi, 2451 nucleotides long. RefSeq names its product nose resistant to fluoxetine protein 6. The record is from RefSeq and is a predicted model, not a curated record. The transcript has 9 exons. The coding region runs from base 187 to 2367 and encodes 726 amino acids. NCBI's taxonomy places the organism in Eukaryota, Metazoa, Arthropoda, Insecta, Diptera, Drosophilidae. Gene Ontology annotation, molecular function: acyltransferase activity, transferring groups other than amino-acyl groups.